UCCAUCAUUUUUGUUUUCAUGACCAAGCGAAACAUUCAAGUCGAUAAUAAAGACCAAAAUAUUCAUAAAAUACCUGAGAAAUGGAGUUCCCCACAUUAGGCGAACAUUGCAUGUACGAAAAUUGCAAUCAAAUUGAUUUUCUGCCAUUACAAUGUAAAUGUGGGAAGGUUUUUUGUCGUGAACAUUUUACUGAGCACAGUUUAUCUGGAGAAUGCGAGUUAGCGCCGGAACCGAAGGAGAUCAAGCUGAAGAGCGAUGAUCAGAUAUUCCGUUGCUCAUCCAAGGGCUGCCGGAAAGGCAGCUUGCACGAAAUACUGUGUCCAAAAUGCCAAAAACACUUCUGUAUUGAACACCGAUUUCACCCGUCAUGCCCAGAGAUUGAUGACGAAACGAUGGCAGCCAAAAUAGAGCAGCUGGAAGCCCCAAGACGACAGUUCCAAGAGGCCAAUAAGCAUUUACAAGAGAAGAUAACAGAAAACAUAAGAAAAGCACUUCAAUCUACAGCAAAAGUUAAAACAGCCUCAAAAAUCCAUCUCAUGAGAAUAAAACAAAAAGCAAAAGGUCCUAAAUCCAUCCCUGCUUCUGACCGAGUCUACUUUGCUAUCGGAAAACCAAAAAACAUGGAAGCCAAGUCUAUCAAAGUUAUUGAAGAUGUAGAUAAAUUAGUGGUCUUAGAGUCUGUGACCUUAGAUCCUGAUUUAAAGGAUUCUGUACCAGUGUUUAUAAGUUCAAAAUGGAGUUUAGGCAGAGCAAUAGACAGUAUUUGUGACACUUGUGAUAUUAAGAAUGAAAACAAUAAGAUGAGUGAAGUGAAACUCAGGGUAUUCCGACAGUUGGAUGGGUACUGCAUCAGUCCGCAGAAGAUGGAUGUGGAGAUCGGGGAGCUGAUGAACCAGGAGGUGCUGCUAGAAGGUGACAAGUUAGUCGUAGAGUACAUUGAUAGUAAAGUGUUGAGUGGUAUUUCGGAAAAUGCUCAGAUUUUCUUAAGUUGACAUAUGUAUCCGGAGAUGUAGUAAAGACAUUGAAAACA
Molecule: messenger RNA, 1030 nt
Organism: Leguminivora glycinivorella
Lineage: Eukaryota; Metazoa; Arthropoda; Insecta; Lepidoptera; Tortricidae
Product: AN1-type zinc finger protein 1-like
Exons: 3
Coding region: 81-992 (303 amino acids)
Cellular component (GO): cytoplasm
Molecular function (GO): zinc ion binding
Source: RefSeq, a predicted model, not a curated record